AUGUGGACGCUUCCGCUGCCCUGUGGCUCGAUGCCCGAGUCAAAGUUGCGUCUGCGGCCCGUACAGGGAGGCCUAGAUCGCAGCAUGCGGGCCUAUCGCGCUUUCAGCCAGGCGCCCUGGCUUGACAAGAUCCUCGACCUGCAGGAUCUUCUUCUGCAGACCUUCUCUCCUGCAGAACCAUCAGGCAAGAUUUUGCCGGAAGUUGCUAUCAACAGGCAGCAGCAGAUCGAAUCUGAGCAAGCCAUCGCCAGGUUCUCUCAGACGUGCCACGCAACGCGGGUCGCUCCAAGCAGGACUGAGCUGGAGGAGGUUUGGGCCGCCUGUCGGGGCCUUUCUGCCUGCCACGUGGCUGCGUGCCUGGUGGCUGAAAUCACCGGGGCGGAGGACUGGCGACCCAGGUUGCGGAUGCUGCACCUCUUGGAGUUUCUGCAUCGUCAGGGGGGCGCUGCAGCUAUUGUGGCUGACGAAACACUUUCCGAGAUUGAGGAGCUUCUCCGCUUCUUAUCGAAGGAGGUGCCUCAGUGCAGAGCGAUUGCUUGCCACCUUCUUUGCUUCGCCGUCUUCACAGAGCUAGAGGAGGUGCCUCGUGAGCGAUCGUCUUGCCAGCAGGGACCAGAUUGCCGGAAGGCAAUGUCCAGACCAUCAUCCACUGCAUCCUCAGAUACGGAUGUGCCGGCAGACCUGCCAGAAGUGAGGCACCUGGACAGGGGCGACGAGCCGGAGGUGCCAGCUCUGCCGCCUCCCAGGCUGCCAGGAUGCCCGACGUUGAAGGCAACCACCACCACACUGCCGGAGAAGCAUGAGACCAAGGCCUUGGCUCCGUCGGCCUCAUGGGAAGCGAUAUCGCCGGUGCAAGAGGUGCUAUUACCCGAUGAGCUGGAACAUGACUCUGCCAAGGAGGCGCACGACUUGGCAAGCCCUGGCGCCCGCAGCCUUCAGGACAUGGCAGUGCCAGAGGAGCACGUCUCACAGUUGCAGAGGCCCUACCUUUGGCUUGCCGCCGUUGGCGCCGUGCAGAUGGAAUCGGUGAUGGAUCCGUUUGCCGAAUUCGAGUUACCGAGUCGGGUAGUACAAAUUUGA
Messenger RNA from Symbiodinium sp. CCMP2456, 1080 nucleotides. NCBI's taxonomy places the organism in Eukaryota, Dinophyceae, Suessiales, Symbiodiniaceae. The record is from the annotation of a GenBank genome assembly.